Messenger RNA from Phyllopteryx taeniolatus (common seadragon), 2090 nucleotides. RefSeq names its product REC114 meiotic recombination protein (gene rec114). The transcript is spliced from 6 exons. The record is from RefSeq and is a predicted model, not a curated record. Bases 44 to 721 code for a protein of 225 amino acids. Lineage: Eukaryota; Metazoa; Chordata; Actinopteri; Syngnathiformes; Syngnathidae.
CAAACAGAAUAUUUUGAAUAAUAACAAUAAAAACUUCAUUCAAAUGGCCACCAGUGUGACGUGGAGGUUGAAACGUUAUGGACGACUUAUUCCAGGCUCCGGUGAAACCGCCAAGAGAGAAUCCUGGAAGAUAUUUGAAGCAAAGAAGAAUGAGCCUGAAAUUAUCGGAACGAUCUUGGACUCUGGAUAUUUGAUGGUCUUGCAGGGACAGGAAUGCUUGGAGACGAUUCCGUUGAUUGGUGCCGGCGAUGUUCUCAAAGUCCACCAGAAAUCAGACAACCUGCUGCUUCGCAAUACUGUAAAGGGAUCAGGCCGCGUGAUCAGGAUGCAGUUUGAUGGCAGUAACAAGGCGCAGGCCAUCAAAGAGUGCUCGAGUGCCGCAGAAAGUCUCCGGGAGUAUCUGCCUGUCAACACUGUCGACGCCCUGCCGCCAAAUAAUCAGCCCCCCACUGAAGUCCCUGCGCUGGUGACACAGCCGUGUCCACAGCAAGGUGAGGCGGCCAAAGCCGAACCAGAGGUUGUCCAGGGAUCGCUGUCCAUCAAGCGUCUUGCCCAGAACCUCUUGGGAGAAAAGCCUCUGAUGCUGCCUGGGCUGUACCGUCACGGGUCUUCAGAACCUGGAGACCUGGACGCCUUCGUACGCAUUUGUCUGCUGGAUCCCAGCUUUCCUGCUUUGGUGGAGCAGGUGGAGGGCGAGCUGAGGAAAAUACUUGAAGAAUGAAUCAUCAUUGACAACUGAAGGGAGAGAAGAGGUCAUGCCAGCGCUGCGCUUUUGUGUUUGUUUGCUGUUUUUCCCACGCCGUUCGCUACGUAGGCGUGCACUUUGCGCUGCCAAUGUCGACAGUGUUGUGGUCGUGCGUUAGCACUUAGGACAUUUCAGAUUGUUGAUUAACACAGCUUUAACAAAACUUAAGUUCAUUUUUGAAUUUUUUUAUUCAGAAAAAAAUAUUGGUCUUAUUCAUAUGUUUGAUCGUGGCUAUAUACUCUGGUCCCUCUGUUCUCACAUCAACGCAGGUCCGUUUUCCACCGCAACACACAUCAUCAGUACAUUGUAUUGAAAGGAGGAGUCAUGCAGCUACAGCAGUAAAUGUCGCUAUGCCAGCUUCCAAGGGAUCCCAUGAUAUUAAAGCUUGACUGAUUAAAACAAACUGCCCUCCAUUUAAUCUAUUCAAGAAUACAUUUUGCAUAGGAUUAUAGCCAUGCUAUACAGUCAAAAAAAAUACAAGAUAAAAAUUAUUAAUUAAAUUAGGAAAUGUUAAAAAAAAUAUCUUUUUUUUUUUUACAGAUUUCCUAUCAUUUGAACACUCAUACUGCAACAUAUACAAGACAAUCUAAGUUACUCUCAAAAGGAAAUUAAAGUAAUACAUAUACCAUUGAUAUUUAGUUAGUUAAACACACAUUAUUCAUUAUCUGUUUUCACUCGCCAUUACAUUUUGAAUACUGCCAGUCACUGAAGCCCUUGCUUCACAAUAAAAGUUCAAUUAAAAAUGGACUUGUCGUCACAAAAUCAAACAUCAAAUGACCAUGAUAUGCUGUACAAAUGUUCAAGAGGAAUAUAUAUAUAUAUAUCUCAGGAUGACUAUAAAAAACCUUUUGGGAUGCAAAACAAAAGCCACACGAGGGAUAACAACAGAAGAUGUCUAUUCUGAGUACCCUAUUGCGUAAUUAUUUUGCAUGCAUUUACAUGAUAUGUCAUACAAAAGGAAAGUGGGGGUCAGCUCAUCUCAGGGCCAUGAUUGAAAUAAUUUAAGGAGACAUCAACAUCACAUCAGGAAAAAAAAAAUUGUGUACACCUCUUAGGUGAUAUGUAGUCACUAUUCGUCAUCCUGACCUCUCCAAGCGACAAGGCAUGCUUUAAGACUCCCACCUCCGCUUGCUCUUUGUUGCCAGUGUUAUGCUGAUAUUGUUUCUUGUAAAAAGAGACAAGAUAUGCUUUUAUUCAUUUUUUUCUCCCUCAAGAUAGCCUGCAACUCAGAUGCCACUGUGUAGCCAAAAAACUGCAGUUUUACCAUCUUAUCUGUGAAGAGAAAAUAAAGAGAAGGCAUGACCACGGAUAAUCCUUGGCAGCGCGUUCUAUAUUUAGCACCCGC